AUGUUGUUGUAUUUUUGUUUCUUCGUUUUUCUCGUCCAUGGCGUAAAAAGUGGUAACGACAAGGCGAUAGAAAACUGCAAUAGGGAAGUGGGAGGACAGCAGCCAACCGUCGAUCCAAGUCGUUGUGCACACAUCGAUUCACCUGCUUGUACUGCAAUAUUUCCAUAUCAUCCCGCUGAAAAGAAAAUAGAGAAGCUGAAUUUUUCACGUUGGAGCGAUGAAAAGAAAAUAUUUCCUUUAUUCAUUGCAGAUCCAUCGGCAGGCGAUCACUGUGAUGCUUUUACACUGGAGAUGUGCAGAAAUGCGGCUCUCAAUACAAUAGCAUUAAUGAGAUGCCCAAUGAGAUGCGGGCUUUGUGACCAGGCGGAAUGCCCAAACACAUUUGACGAUGCAGUUUGUACAGCACUAGCGCCUCGAUGA
Molecule: messenger RNA, 420 nt
Organism: Dracunculus medinensis (Guinea worm)
Lineage: Eukaryota; Metazoa; Nematoda; Chromadorea; Rhabditida; Dracunculidae
Source: the annotation of a GenBank genome assembly